Onthophagus taurus is the source of this 8681-nucleotide messenger RNA. RefSeq names its product ELKS/RAB6-interacting/CAST family member bruchpilot (gene brp). Lineage: Eukaryota; Metazoa; Arthropoda; Insecta; Coleoptera; Scarabaeidae. Gene Ontology annotation, biological process: maintenance of presynaptic active zone structure; neuromuscular synaptic transmission; regulation of synaptic plasticity. Gene Ontology annotation, cellular component: cytoskeleton of presynaptic active zone. Gene Ontology annotation, molecular function: structural constituent of presynaptic active zone. The record is from RefSeq and is a predicted model, not a curated record.
UCGCUCCUGACCCAAAUAACACGCUCUCUCCUCCCCUGCCGGAACACGACGUCGGUUCAACGGGAGCGAAUCGAUAGACGCGCGUACGACCGACAAAAACUAAAACGUACACGUCGGGAGGGGGAGAGAAGACGUCGAAAAUAAGAGGAUAGCGCGCGGCGACGCUAAUUCGCCGCGGUUCGUUCGGUCAGUUUACCGCGACGCGUCGUCCCCCGCAUAUAUUUAACGCUGCCGCGAAAACCUCCGCCGUAGGUAUGUACCUAAAAUCAAAAGAGAAUUUUAAAUAAUUAAAAAAUAAUUAAUUCAUCGAUCAAUUGUUUUUUAUGCAAAUAGUAAUAGUUAUCAAUAAUCGAUUAAAAAGGAAAAGAGAGUAGUGUUAAAAAAUAAUAGCUUAUUAAAUAUAGCGGUAAGGCAAUAAUGCGUACCGCGCGGUUUUGCGGUGGCAAUAUUAUAGGUAGUUUAGUUCGGCCGUUCUCCCUAACGGGGGGAGUGCGUCGGCGCGUCGCGACGGUGUACGGUCCGCGUAGGCCCGAGCCGAUUCAUUGAUCAAGUAGUCAAGUCGAGUUGAGUCGCGGGGUCAAGUCAAGUCGGCGGCGGCGGAGGAGGCGCGGCGGUGGUAAGACAGACCGAAAGGAGCAGGAGGAGGAAAGGGACUGUUUCGAGAGGAUGCCGGGUGCGACCGCGGCGGUUUUGGUUCCGGGUCCAUCAACGGUGAUGAUGACGAUGACGGUUACGAAGGCGGCAAAGGCGACGACGAAGGUGACGGGGGUCGGUAUUGGCGGGCCAUGAGAUGUCUCGCGACGCGUACGUCGGGGGUAGCCGGUCCCCGAGGGGCGUGAGGUUACCCACCGUGGACCGGUCGCCGAGCAGGGUGUACCAUCCGGGCGGUAGCCCGGUCGGCGUCGGCGUCGGAGUCGGCAGGAAAGCACCGCGCCAGACAAGAAGCGGAAACGCGUCUCCUGAUCACGUCGUAUCCACGUCGUACCAGGGGGGGUACUACCACGAGGACCUCGGUAGUCCGAUGCUCGAGGAGCGCGGCAGACCGUUGGCCGUCGGACCGGGAGUCGGGGGUCACCAUCGCUCGAGGAGUGCGACCCGUCCCUCGAACCCGAUGUCCGUCCGGUACCAAUCGCUGGACAGGGGUCCGCCGCCUGUCGACCACGAUCGCGAAUUCUUGCCGAUAAGGGACCGAAGAGACAGAUCGCUCGAAAGAAGUUUGUACUUUGACGACGAUCCGUAUAUCGGCGGAGGCAGAUCUGCACGACAGUCACCUGUCUCGCAUCAACCCUUUCUCGGAGAGCUUCAGCACCAAAACUCCGACCUGCAAAAGGAGCUCGGAACACUUAAAAAAGAAUUAGAACUGACCAACCAGAAGCUCGGAUCGUCGAUGCACUCGAUCAAGACCUUCUGGAGUCCAGAACUGAAGAAGGAGAGGGCGUUACGGAAAGAAGAAUCCGCCAAGUACAAUAUGAUCAACGAACAACUCAAACUACUUAGCAGCGAAAAUCAGAGGCAAGCAUUAUUAGUAAGAAAUUUAGAAGAAGAAUUAAGAAUGCGAGUUCGUGGUCCCAGUAUUGAAGUUCAACAACAAAUGGAAGUUUUAUACCAAGAGAAUGAACACUUGACGCGAGAAAUAGCAAUACUCAGGGAUACAAUAAAAGAAUUGGAAUUGCGUAUUGAAACGCAAAAACAAACGUUGCAGGCGCGCGAUGAGAGCAUCAAAAAGCUACUGGAAAUGUUGCAGAACAAGGGGAUGGGUAAAGAGGAAGAGAGACAGAUGUUCCAACAAAUGCAAGCGAUGGCUCAAAAACAGGAGCUGCGCGCGGCCAACGACACGUUGCGUACCCUGCAAACGCAAUUGGAGCUGGUCCCCUCGCCCUCCAGUAGCACAAUAAAGGUCCUGCUAGAUACGAAGGACGCUCGAAUCGCGACACUCGAGCGCGAAGUGAAUUUACUGGAGAGCGAGCUGGACCGUGCGCUCGGAGACCAAAUCGUCGGGGCCAGUCAAGUAAUCGUGACGCAGCCGAUGCCCGGCGGCGGCGGCUUCUUCGGGGGCGGUUCCUUGCCGCCACCCACCCCGUUCAAGCGACAACUCGACGAGUUUCGCAUGGAGAUCCAGAGGCGCGACCAGGAGAUCCUAGCGAUGGGUGCCAAGAUGAAAACGCUCGAGGAACAGCACCAGGACUACCAGCGGCAUAUCGGCGUUCUGAAGGAGUCGCUCUGUGCUAAAGAGGAACACUACAACAUGCUGCAGGCGGACGUCGAGGAACUCAGGCAGAGGUUAGAGGAAAAGAACCGACAGAUAGAGAAGAAGCAGCAACAACAUCAACAGGAGAGGGCGAGGGCCGGAGCCGAAUUAGCGGAAAUGAGAGAGCAUAUGGACAUUAAAGAUCGAAAAAUCAACGUGUUACAAAGAAAGAUAGAAAAUCUUGAAGACUUACUGAAAGAGAAAGAUAACCAGGUGGACAUGGCGCGUGCUCGUCUCAACGCCAUGCAAGCGCAUCACUGCUCAUCCGAGGGCGCCUUAUCGUCACUGGAAGAGGCCAUCGGGGACAAAGAAAAACAAAUGAAUCAGUUGCGUGAACAACGCGAUCGGGCGGAACAAGAAAAGGCAGAAGAAAGGGAGCUGCACGAAAGGGAAUUGGCCGAGUACAAGAUGAAGCUGCACGCCUUAAAUAGUGAAGUAGAAAAGUUAACUGUUCGUUUGGAAAGAGCUCAAACUGAUCGUGAUAGAUUGGAGGCGAAAUUGGAAAGUUCGCAAUCUGAAUUGGGUAAGAGUAAAGCGGAAUUGGAUAAAGCAACGAUAGAAGUGGGAAGAAGCGGAGCCGAUUGGGACCAGGCAAGACAAAAACUGGCUCGCCUCGAGUUAGAAAACGAAAGGUUGAAACAGGAAUUAGAUAGGUCGCAAACGACGUCGUUUACAAGGGCCCAUUCUCUUGGAAGAUCCCAACAGGAUUUCGACUUUGAUAGAACAGAUAAAACCUCGGCAGACCUGAGACGUUGCCAGGCAGAGCUGAGGGUAACACAGGCCGAUAACGAAAGGGCCAAAUCGGAAGCAACGGCACUGCAGGAGAAGCUCGAAAAGUCCCAGGGGGAAGUGUACCGCCUCAAGGCUCGCUUAGAAAACUCCCAUCAAGAACAGAACAGCUUACGGGAGGAAUUGGAGAGGGCUCAGUCCAACAUGGCCCGUUUACACGCAGACAAAGAUCGUUCAGCUAUGGAGCUGGAGAAGGCGCGCGAAGAACUAGAGCGCUCGCAAGCGACCUUGGGCAAGGCGCAACUUCAACAGGACAAAUUACAAAACGCUCUAGACAAGGCGCAGACGGAGGUCGACAAAUUACAGGAGAAAUUGGACAAAGCUAUAGGAGAGACCAGACGAGUGCAACUCGAAAAAGAAAAACAAGGGUACGAUUUCGAGAAUGUCCAAUCGCAAUUGGACAAGGCUCUAGGCCAAUCUGCUCGUAUACAGAAGGAAAAGGAUUCUAUCCAGCUAGAAGCAGAUCGGCUUAGAGAUAAAUACGAGAAAUCUCAAAUCUCAAUAUCUCGUUUACAAAAAGAAAAAGAAACCGUAUUAGAGGAAGUCGAAAAGCUGAAAGAAAGAUUAGAGAUGCAGCUGAACCAGAUAGCUAAAGUUCAAAGGGAACGUUCCGACAUCGAAACGGAACUCGAUUUGAUGAAGGAGAGAUGGGACAAAACACACCUUCUCCAGCAGAAGAUCCAAAUUGAAAGAGACGAUGCCAUAGCUGAAAUAGACAUUCUAAAAGAAAAACUUGACAAAACGAUAUAUGCUUCUCAAAAAGCUAUCGAUGAAAGGGAAACAGUCAACAAAGAAUUUGAAAAAAUUUUGGAAAAAUACGAUAGGUCUCAAAGCGACGUAUAUCGACUUCAAAACAAGAUCGACGCAAUCCAGGCAGAUAAAGAUCGUUUAGAACUUGAAAUUGAGAAACAACAAAUAGCAUCAACGAAAGCCCGAGACGACCAACGUAAACUUCAAGAUGAACUUCAGCGUAUGCAAGAAAUGUACGAUAGGGUAUCAAUGCAAUUAAACAGAGCGAAAGAAAUGGAAGAAAAAUCAAAGGAAGAACUAGGAAGGGUUGGUUUAGAUAUAGAAAUGGCGAGAGAACGAUAUGAAAAAGCUCAAAUGGAAGUCCGCAGAAUUCAAAGUGAAAAGGAUAAACUACAAUCGGACAACGAACGUCUUCAGUACGAAGUGGAAAGAUCUCACGCACAAGCGACUAAAUCUCAGGCGAGUUACGAAAAAGCCCAAGAGGAAUUGUCACGGUUGAAAUUGGAAUUGGUUAAAGUUCAGGAUAAACACGAUUGCUUACAAAAUGAGUUUAGAAAAGUCGUUGGCGAAUACGACGCUUUAAGAGAAACAACCACACCGGCAAGAUACAGUAAAUACGAUCGAGAAGAUCGAACUAAAGAUGAAAAUGACAGAUUAAGAGCCGAGGUGGAUAGAUUAAGAGAGAGACUAGAUAAAACAUUAACGGAACUUGAUCGAUCUAGAAAAGAUUUGGCCCUCGCCGAAUCCACAAGAACUAAAUAUCAAUACGAACAAGAAAAAGAACGAGGAGUCGAAAACGAACGACUCCGCGAUGAAUUGCAAAGAACAGUAAACACCAACCAACAGUUGGAAACCAAACUACAUGAAGUAAACAUGCAAUUAGACCUUGCCAGAUCUGAAGUAAACAAACUUUCCGGUAAUCAGGAUAAGCAACGUCACGAACUCGAAAAAGCAGUUAUAGACUGCGAAAAACUUAGAGAUCGAUACGAAAAACUUAAGAUGCAAACUGAAAAGAUCGAGAAAGAAAAUGAAAAGCUUCGUCUGGAAGUAGCUCAAACGGAUCGAAGACAAACAUUAGCGGCUGAUAAAUUAAGGUCGGAAGAAAGACUCGAAAUGGAGAAGUUAAAGGAGAAACUUGAAAAGGCGCUUUUGGCGAGAGACGCGACCGAAUUAGAAGCUGGAAGGCUCGCACAAGAAUUAGAAAAGUCACAAAUGCACUUAGCCAAGGCACUGGAAACGAACGAAGCGACUAAAAUAGAAUUUGAAAGAAUGGCAACGGAAUUGUCUCGUAUGCACGAAAGAAUCGAAAGGGAAAAGAUAGAGUGGAAAACGUUGGAGCAAGAACGAGACGUCCUUCGCGCGGAAGUUCAACAGGUCAAAUCCGGAAUGGACACGCAACGAAGAACAAUAGACCACAGGACUCAGGAAACGAUCGUUAAAUUACAACAGGAAUUAGCCCAAGCAUCAAGGGAAAGAGAAAAAAUGGCAGCUCUUUUAGAUAAACAAGGUAGACAAGGUGAUUCUAUAGAAAAACAAAUUAUUAAGUACGAAGCCGAUAUAAAACAAUUAACCAUGGAAAGGGAUCAAUUGGUAAAUCAACUUGAAAAAUCUCAGGACAUGUUAAUGAACUUCCAACAGGAAUUGAACCAGAGCGAAGCGGAACUCGAAAAACAAAGAGCGGAAGUCAAUCGUUUGAAAAUGGAACAAAAACGAAUGACACAAGACGUUGAGAGGGGAACGAAAGAUAUUUUAGAUAGCCGAGAUAGGGAAAUAACCAAACUUCAACAGCAGUUGACGUCUAUUCAGAAAGAAAGAGAUGCUCAUAGAGCUAGGGCAGAUAAAGCCGAAAAAAGACUUCAAGAAACAGGUGCGCGCGGUGAUAGUGAAUUAGAACAGUGGAGAAAAGUAGUCGAGAGCGAAACUCAGAGAGCAGAUAUGGCCGAAAAGGCGGCUCAAGAUUUGCAAAAACGAAUACAGAUUAUGGAGAAACAGUUACAACAACAACUUCAACAAAUGGCACAGUAUCAAAAAGCUUCUGGUAUUCAUCCGCCUCAAGAUGAUAAAGAGAGUGCUAGGAUGAGAAAAGAAUUAGAAAAAGCACAGCAGGAUUUGAAAAAUAGUCACACGGAAAAAGAAAGGUUACAAUCUCAAUUGGAGAUGUUGGUGCAAGAAUUAGAGAGGAAUCAGCUUGAGCUACACGAGACAACAAAGAAACUCCAAAUGGCUCCUCAAAAACCAUCCGAAGAUUAUUCGGGCGAACGAAAACAACUCGAAGAACAAAAACGACAAUUCGAAGAAUACAGAAGACAAGUUGAUGAACAAAAGAGAGCCAUUGAUAGUAAACAGAAACAACUCAUUGAAAAAGAGAAGGAAUUAAAUAACGUAGAUAAGCAAUUGAAAAAGCGGAAAGAACAAAUGGAUCAGUUAGAAAGUUCUUUGCAGAAGGCCGGAGGAAGCGCAGCAGCGGCAGGAGAAUUACAGAAAAAACUUGUAGAAACAGAAGAAAAAUACAAAAAGGCAGACGAAGAAGUUAAGAGAUUAACAGCUGAAAUGGAACGAUUACUCCAAUUAGUACAAAUGAGUCAAGAAGAGCAGAAUGCUAAAGAAAAAACUAUUAUGGAGUUACAACAGGCACUAAAGAACGCACAGGCUAAAUUGAAGUCUCAACAACAAGUCCAGCAACAAUUAGAAGAGCAAAGAAAGAAAGAAGAGAUGGAACCUUGUAAUGAUGACGAAACGCCACGAGAUAAACGUGAGUAUAUUGUCGACCUGGAAUGCCGACUGGAAUCGUACGGACAAAUGUUGAAAGACAACAAAAAUGAAAUGAACAUUCUAGAAGACAAAUUACGGAGAAAGAAUGAAAUUUUAAUCGAGAUGGAAAGCAACACAGUUCAUAUUGAUGCGUUGACACAACUGGAAUGCGAUUUAGACCAAAAGAACAUGAUAAUUGAAGAACUAAAUAAAAAACUAGAAUCAUUUUUGAAAAAUGAUGAUAACAAAGAUGAUAUUCAAGAUAUAAACGAUCUUUUAUGCGUGAUUAAUGUCAAAGACGUGCGCAUACGCGAACUGGAAGAAGCUGUUCGAGAGAGUCUUAAGAUAUGUACUGAACGUGAAAACGUUUUACAUCAAGAAGAGAAUCGAAGGAAAAGGAUUUUGGAAAAAGUUCAUAAGUUGGAGCAAAGAUUACUUUCUUUGCAAGCAGCUCAAGCUGUUAAAUGUCACUCGUGUCGACCUAUUGUUUUGAGAAUGCACAGUUUAGAAAGUAAAUUGAGUAAAUUAGUUUCUGAAAGGAAAGAUAAUUUACAAGAAUUGGCACAUAUGAAAAGAGAAGCUCUUGAAGCCGCCAUUAGUGAGAAAGACGCUCAUUUGGCUCUUUUGGAAAUGUCAGGAAUAAGAAAUGCAAAACAAUCAGAUGAAGUGGAUCGAUUAAAAUUAGAUAGACGAAGAUUAGUGGAUAGACUCAAACAAGAGAAUGAGCUAAGUGUUUCUUUAAUAGAAGAUAGUUCCUCUUUUGAAAAUUUAGACGAAAUUGACAACGAUAACAACUCAGUUAAUGGAAAGUUGGAAACGUGACACAAUGUCAUGUGAAAUGGCAAAAAUAAUUUCCAGGGAUGAUUAAAACGUUUUCGGGCGAAUUUUGUAGUUUAAGAAGAAGACAUGACAAUAAUUGGGGGAAUGAGGCAGAGUGGUGCAUCAAAAUCUAUGUAUUCUCCUCGUUCGAGUUAAUAUUAAGUGUCAGCACUGAAGUCAAAAAAAGAAAUCCUUUACUUCAAUUAAAUGACGUCGUGUGGUUGUUGUAAUUUUAUUACCUUCAGUGCUCAGACAUUCGUAUUCUGUAAUAUAAUUGUAUUAUUAUCCAAUAAGGAGAUAAAAAGUAAUAAUUGUAGCUUUUAUUAUAAAACAAUUAUGAUAGUAUACGUUCGUCCUAUUUAAAAGGUGAAUUAUUAUAGUUAAAAAUAUUAACGAUAUUAUUUUAAAAUCUCGUUACUUCUUUAUGUUCAUAGUUAAUAUCGGAUAAUUAAUUGUGUACAGAUAAUUUUAAGUCUCACAAUUAUCUUGUAUGUAUUUAAUUCACCAUCAUCAUCUUCAAAAAUACACAUACGCGUGCGUAAGUAAAGCAAAAAACAUAGAUGGGCAAAAAACAUAGCUUAGAAGAGCAUUUAAACAUUAAACUAGCAAAAAAUAUAGAUCUUGCAUCAGUCAUACUAUUAAUAAGUAAAAACAUUGGCCGACAAGGUACAAUAUGUUUAGGUAAAUGUACAGUAUUGUAAAAAACUUCGUUAUUUGCGUGAAAAUAAGAGAAUUAAUCGAGAGGAAUAAGUCAGCGGGCGACAAGGAAAAUGAUAAAAUUCUUCCAGGCGUCCACCCCUAAGGAUAUGCGCACAAAACCGCCCCCUGACGAAACUCCCCCGACUAGCACGAAAUUUUCGUUUUAAUUUUAAAUUGUUGAAUAACGCGCAUAAAGUCGCUGAGUUUUCGCAUUUGUACAUUCAUCAAAAUAAAAAAAAAUCAUAUCAUUAAAAACGGCCGAGCAACACUGCCAAUCUCGUGCCAUUAUUACGUGUUUAACGCCAUCGGUGGUGCAAAGAAGCGCCCCAACGGAUGUUACUAGUUUAUUUUUCUUUUACUCUUUUUGGGAGAACAAACAAAACAAUAUUAUUAAACAAAAAAAUAAAUAACGUAUGAAAACCUUUCUAUGUAUAUGGUAAAGAGACCAAACGUGCGCAGAAAAGACGAUGUACCAUUACGGUUUCUUAAAGGAAAUUAAAAAUCCUAUACAGUAAAGAUUUUAAAAGAAAAAAUGUCUUUUCCGCUUGUAGUUUAAAAGAAAAAUUGGUUUUAACCAAUAUAAAGCACCUCAUUUUUCUCCUCUAGUAACUCGUUAAACUCAAAA